AGCCAGGGCAGAGGGAGUGAGGUUGGAGUCAUAAGGGAGGAAACUGUAAGGGGCCUCAGGAGAGCGCUGGUACAGGGGACACCAAGACUUCCUCUUCGAGCACUGGGGAGGAGUUGCUUCUCCCUCCUUGAUGUGCCUCAGUUUUCCCACCAUGACAUGAGAGGCAGGAAGGCAGCAUGCAGGGGAGAGGUGUCACAGGAGUCCAGGGAGCUGCUCCUGGGGUCUGGGAAUGGGGUGGAGGUGGGAGGGAGGCUCUGCAAAGCUCCCUACUGUGGACUGAGGUGAGAAAGGAGCAGCUGUCGCCAUGUCUGAGGACACCCUUCCCUCCCAGCCUCUUGGAUUCACCUGGAUCAGUCUUCUUGAGUCCCAACAGCUCUGUGCUCUGGAGACCCCAAGGAAGGGCUAACAGGAUUUGGGGCAGGUUGCCCUGAGCAAGUUCCCUAGGCUGUAUCCCUGCUGUUUCUUCUCUGCUCUAACCAGGCCUCCUUCCUUCUCAGGAUUGGUAAUGGCAAGCAUGGCUGCAGCUGUCACCUGGGUGCUGGCUGUCCUGUCAGCGCUUUCAGCCACACAGGCCAGGAAAGGCUUCUGGGACUACUUCAGCCAGAGCAGUGGGGACAAAGGCAGGAUGGAGCAGCAGAAGCUGGCCCGGGAGCAUGUGAGCCUGAAAGACAGCCUUGAGCAAGACCUCAACAACAUGGACAAGCUCCUGGAAAAGCUGGGCCCUCUGAGUGGGCGGGGGUGGGGGCCUGACCCGGUGGGCAUGCGGCAGCAGCUGCAGCAGGAGUUGGAGGAGGUGAGGGCGCGCCUGGAGCCCUACAUGGCGGAGGCGCACAAGCGGGUGGGCUGGAAUUUGGAGGGUUUGCGACGGCAGCUGAAGCCCUACACGAUGGACCUGAUGGAGCAGGUGACCCUGCACGCACAGGAGCUGCAGGAGCAGUUGCGCUUGGUGGGAGAAGACGCCAAGGCCCAGCUGCUGGGGGGCGUGGACGAGGCGCGGGGCUUGUUGCAGGAACUGCAGAGCCGCGUGGCGCACCACACUGGCCGCGUCAAGGAGCUCUUCCACCCCUACGCCGAGCGCCUGGUGACCGGCAUCCGACGCCAAGUGCAAGAGCUGCACCAUAGCGUGGCUCCACACGCCGCCGCCAGCCCCAAGCGCCUCAGCCGCUGCGUGCAGGCGCUUUCACGCAAACUCACGCUCAAGGCCAAGGCUCUGCACGCACGGAUCCAGCAGAACUUGGACCAGCUGCGCGAAGAGCUCAGCAAUGCUUUCGCUGGCGCCAGUGCAGACGGGACUGAGGAGGGGGCCGGCUUAGACCCCCAGGUGAUCUCUGAACAGGUGCGACAGAGACUUCAGGCUUUCCGACAUGACACCUUCCAGCAGAUCGCUGCCUUCACUCGCGCCAUCGACCAGGAGACUGAGGAGGUCCAGCAGCAGCUAGCGCCACCCCCGCCAGGCCACAGCGCCUUCGCCCCCGAUUUACAACAAGGCGACAGUGGCAAGGCCCUGAGCAAGCUGCAAGCCCGUCUGGAUGACCUGUGGGAGGACAUCACCUACAGCCUUAAUGGCCAGGGCCACGACCAUCUGGGGCAGCCCUGAGGGUCUGCUUGCCCAGGCCCCCUUCCCAGCUCCUUGUCUGGGAAGCCCUGGACCUCCUGCCUGGCUCAGUCCUUGACAGUGGCCUGUUGGGUGGAGGGUGGAGGGUCCUGCACAGGAAAGGCCAGGCCACGGGAAGGGCUGCUGUCCUCAGUACAUCCAGCCUCCUGGGACUCCUCAUCUGGAUGUGUUACACUCACCAGGCUUUGCAAACCCAGCUUCCUGUGCCCUUUUGGGAAUCUUCCCUAGCUGCUCCAUUCAGGGAUGAGGGAGGAGGGGGCAGUGUAUGUGCAGGUAAUUACCCACAAGCAUGUUUGCCAUGGUGCUGGAAGUCUGUGCCACUACAUCCUGGAGUUAGGGUCUUGUCACUUCCUGAUGCCUGGUGGCUACAGCUGGUCCAUAGAAAGGAGCACUUGUCACCUCAGGCCUGCAGCCACAGCUUCUGUUAGGUGAACAGAAGGGAGAAAGGAGUGAAAUAUGAUGGGGAGAGCAUCUGCUGGCUUUGAUGCUGGGGGAUGUAUGGCAGGGGCUGUGAUGGGAGGGGACAGAGCCCUUACUUCCUUACAGAGCUCUGCACUUAAGUAUGAGACUGAGCACUCUAAACUGAGGCUUAUUAAACUCCCUGGGGAGCAUACCAUGUGCCCUCCCCCUCUCCAGCCCCUCCCUCCUGACUUCCAGGCUGAAGUCUAUAGACUUCUGGCUCAAAUGAAAUAGAUGCUUAUGAUGGAA
This is a messenger RNA of Nycticebus coucang (slow loris), 2323 nucleotides long. RefSeq names its product apolipoprotein A5 (gene APOA5). NCBI's taxonomy places the organism in Eukaryota, Metazoa, Chordata, Mammalia, Primates, Lorisidae. Gene Ontology annotation, molecular function: cholesterol binding; phosphatidylcholine-sterol O-acyltransferase activator activity; phospholipid binding. Gene Ontology annotation, cellular component: chylomicron; high-density lipoprotein particle; blood microparticle. The transcript has 3 exons. The record is from RefSeq and is a predicted model, not a curated record. Gene Ontology annotation, biological process: positive regulation of lipid biosynthetic process; phospholipid efflux; cholesterol biosynthetic process. Bases 506 to 1597 code for a protein of 363 amino acids.